AUGUCCGCUGCCGCCCGCGCCCUCCGCCUGCACCACCAUCAUCACCACCAGCGCACACUUUGCUUCUUCUCUGGUACCCGACCAGCAGCCCUCAGGCAACCGCAUUGGAGCUCCCUCCGCCAUUUUGCUUCGAGCCACCGACGUUCGCGCAUCGCCGAGCCACACUUCACCUCUGCGAAACACUCUGCGAUCGACCCGAGGACCUUCCUCAUCGCCGCCGUUCUCUCUUUUGCUGUCGCCUAUACCACAAUAGCAUACUCUGGGAAAGAAGAAGCUCCCAGGCAGCAACUCGCAGAAGAAGUUUCUCCCAUCCCCGCCUUUGCGCUCGGCGCAGAACCAGCAUUCUACACCAUGGCAGCCAACAACCUCCCCGGAAGGCCGGGUAACCUCACAGCAGACCAGGAGACCAAGCUGAAGGAGAUGUGGGCCACGAAUCUUGAGUUUUUUGGCAUGUCUCACGAGGAAGUCUCAGAAGCUCAGGCGAACGGCACAUUGAACCCUUCAAGGACGCCUACUUCGCCAGAAACCACGCCCAAGAAGAAGAAGGGCGGGAUGCUGUCCCGUCUGAGAGGGAAGAACAAGGAAGAGGAGGAGCCCUCGAGUCCCACUGUAGGCAUCGAUAACGACAAGCACGGCCAGGUCAAGGAGUACGAGGAGGCUUUGGCGAGCAUGAGCCCAGACCAAAUACAAGAGGCGUUCUGGAACAUGACGAAACACGACCACCCUGAUGCGAUUCUGCUGCGAUUCUUGCGGGCGAGGAAAUGGGAUGUACACGCUGCACAAGUCAUGGCACUUUCAACUUUGCACUGGCGACUAAAAGACAUGCAUGUCGACGACGACAUCAUGAUACGCGGAGAGGGCCAUGCGAUUGAGCAGAGCAAGUCAGACAACGCAUCGGAGAAGAAGUUGGGCGAAGACUUCUUAGCGCAGAUGCGGAUGGGGAAGUCGUUCCUCCAUGGACUGGACAAGGACGGCAGACCGUGUUGUUAUGUGCGAGUGAGGUUACAUCAUGGCGGUGAACAAUGCCAGGAGAGCUUGGAGCGGUUUACUGUCUACACAAUAGAAACGGCGCGCAUGAUGCUGCGGCCGCCUGUUGACACUGCGACAAUCGUCUUUGAUAUGACCGACUUCAGCAUGGCCAACAUGGACUACACGCCCGUCAAGUUCAUGAUCAAGUGCUUCGAAGCCAACUACCCAGAAUCUCUUGGAAGCGUCCUUGUAUAUAAAGCGCCUUGGAUCUUCUCCGGUAUCUGGAAGAUCAUCAAAGGAUGGCUGGAUCCCGUGGUCGCCGGUAAAGUCCACUUCGCGUCCAACGAAAAGGAACUUGAAGAGUGGAUCCCUCGAUCACGGAUACCGAAAGAAAUGGGCGGCGACGAAGACUGGGAAUAUAAAUAUGUUGAACCCAAUGAGGGCGAGGACGCGGAGCUCGGCAAGACGGAAGAGAAAGCGCCCCUUCUGGCAGAAAGGAAAGAGCUCACCAAAGCCUACGAGAGCGCAACCCUAGCAUGGAUCAAAGGCGAAGACAGGACGGCAGAAAGGAACGAACUCGCAGAGAAGAUGGCAGUGAAUUACUGGAAGCUAGACCCUUACAUCCGCGCGAGGAGUUUGUACGACCGGACGGGCAUCAUUGGGCCCAUGGGCAAGCUUGAUAUAUACGCCGAUAAGAAACAGUGUUCUGAGGAGCAGAAUCAUGGCGAAGUCGAUUAA
Zasmidium cellare ATCC 36951 is the source of this 1707-nucleotide messenger RNA. RefSeq lists its product as uncharacterized. Bases 1 to 1707 code for a protein of 568 amino acids. The transcript has 2 exons. NCBI's taxonomy places the organism in Eukaryota, Fungi, Ascomycota, Dothideomycetes, Mycosphaerellales, Mycosphaerellaceae. The record is from RefSeq and is a predicted model, not a curated record.